Cynoglossus semilaevis (tongue sole) is the source of this 4270-nucleotide messenger RNA. RefSeq names its product JAZF zinc finger 1a (gene jazf1a). The transcript has 8 exons. The coding region runs from base 974 to 1705 and encodes 243 amino acids. The record is from RefSeq and is a predicted model, not a curated record. Gene Ontology annotation, cellular component: nucleus. NCBI's taxonomy places the organism in Eukaryota, Metazoa, Chordata, Actinopteri, Pleuronectiformes, Cynoglossidae.
CAGAGAGACAUUGUUAGACUUUAAGCUACAGUGACAAACUUUAAAAUGCUACAGAAACUGUUCAAAUGCAAAUGAUAGCAAUUAUAUCAUAAUUAUGUAUUUAUAAGAUAGUGAUGAAGGCUUCCUGUCAUAAGUUGAAAUUAAACCAUGAUUGAAUGUGAAAUUGUCAUUCACUGCAUGUCAGGUCUGUUCGUUCCCUUUCCUCCAGUGUAUGUAGUUGAUAAGUGUCAUCACAUCCACCUGUGUCUUUGUCAUUAGUCUCACUCGUAUCACCUGGUGCUCAUGGUCUGUAUAGCUCUCUCCCACCCUCUCUCACUCCUAUUUCCAGUAUCUUUUUGCUAUUUGGAAUUUGAAAAACUUCCUGCACCUGGAGAGAGUCUCCCUCGUGGUCCAACAAAGGCCAGACGUCCCUGGUCACCCAGUGAUUUAGAGACAUUCUCUCCUCUCUCUGGGAUACAAGCUGGCUCCAUAAAGUCCGGCCCUCACCACUGAGCCAUAAUGAUAAUCAAUAAAACAUAUGGAUGACAUGUACAUACAGUAGGGGGUCACCACAGUAGAUCACCUUUCUCUGGUGGUCACUCGUGCUUACCAACAAGCAGUGGAAUAUUCACAGUAAACAAAAGGCGUCAAUGGUUCAAACUGUCAUGGAAGUUCAACUUUAAAAAUAGAUCCACAAGGUCUGUUUAAGGUAGCCUGUCUGUGACGUUGGUUUCCACCUCUUCCACCUCCCCCCUUCCAUCUAUCUCUCCAUCCAUCCAUCCCCACCCCCACGUCCCGCCUCCUACCAGCUGCGUCCGCCGCUGUCCCGUCUGUCUGCACCGUAUCUGUCCCGCCGCUCAGCCCAGCGCUGCCCCUCUCUCCUUCUGCCAGCCCGGACCCGAAGUCUCAGCCCCAGCCUCCUUUGGUUCACCACCCCGGCCCCCCUGAACCCUCCCUUACCCUAACACCCGGUGCAUGCACAGGCGCUGAAAUCAUGACGGGCAUCGCUGCGGCUUCUUUUUUCUCCAACUCCUGCAGGUUCGGGGGCUGCGGGCUCCAGUUCGAGUCUCUCGCCGAGCUCAUCGUCCACAUCGAGGACAAUCACAUCGACACAGAUCCUCGGGUUCUGGAAAAGCAAGAGCAACAGCAGCCCACUUAUCUGGCCCUAAGCUACAUAAACAGGUUCAUGACAGAUGCGGCUCGCAGAGAACAGGAGACCAUGAAAAAGAAAGCCACUCCCAAACUGUCGCUGUCCAUCACGGGCGGAGUCUCCAGGAACAGUACGGCCACUCCUCCCCGCCAUACUAGCGGUAACCUGACGCCUCCUGUCACGCCCCCCAUCACUCCAUCCUCCUCAUUCCGCAGCAGCACACCUACAGGCAGCGAGUAUGAUGAGGAGGAGGUAGACUACGAGGAGUCAGACAGCGACGAGUCGUGGACCACAGAAAGCGCCAUCAGCUCUGAGUCUAUCCUCAGCUCCAUGUGCAUGAACGGAGGAGAGGAGAAGCCGUUCGCCUGCCCCGUCCCCGGCUGUAAGAAGAGAUACAAGAAUGUCAACGGCAUCAAGUACCACGCCAAAAACGGCCACCGCACACAGAUCCGCGUGAGGAAGCCCUUCAAGUGCCGCUGCGGCAAGAGCUACAAGACCUCACAGGGCCUGAGACACCACACCAUCAACUUCCACCCGCCCGUGUCCACCGAAAUCCUGCGUAAGAUUCAAGGCUGAAGUGUGCGGCCGGUGACACUAAUCGUCUACCCCAAACAUCAGCCCUGUCCCACCGUCGGUUCGCGACCCAGCCUUUUAUCACAGCCAUCACACACACUACGUGAUCAAGUGCAUGCUUUAAAUUUCCUACAUAUUGUUUCAGUGCAUCGUUUUAUAGCUUUGUGUUACAUACUUUUCUUUUUUUUCAUUCCUAUGUUAUAUCACUAGUAUUUUUGGAAAGAAAAAAGUAUCUUUGUAGUAUUUUUUAUCAUGUACAUUUGCACAUUCGUAUAUGCUAUCACGUUAAAUAUUUUUUUAUUUCUUAUUAUUUGACUCACAUAAGGUGCUAACUGUAAAACAAAACAAGAACGAAAAAGACAAAAAACAAAGGAAAGAAAAUAGGAAGAAAGGUGAAAGAGGAAACAGAGUCGGGCCGUGCUUCGCUCCCGCUCCAUGUCACAGCUGAUCCCAGGUCAGAUCAGGUCAGAAUCAGCUCUUUGAUGGGACCUUUGGGGCGUGGUGACGUGCUAGGAUGCAGUUAUACUUAAAAAAAAAAGAUAUAUUGAUAUAUAAACAAUAGACAGAUAUGUAUGUGUAUAUAAAAUAUAUGAAAGUAUUCAUGAGCAUACACCUAGUUACACUUUAUUUUGAAGCUUUAUUUUGCAUAUAUAUGUCAGUGUUUUAGGACAAGUUUUUUUUUGUUUGUUUGUUUUUGUUUUGUCUCUGUAACGUUUCUCAUAUUCCUCAGCUGAUGAGUUUGGUCGCCUCAGAAGACAAGGUCAUGUGACUGGCUGCUUUUAAGUUCACAAUCAAAAUGUCUCUCGCUACACCCAAGGAGUGUGAGGCGCUCUGUGAAUGCUGUAUUAAUUAUCUAUUCCAUUCCAUUCCCACAGAGAGACGUUCGUGUUUCACAUACUCUCUCUCUCUCUCUCUCUCUCUCACGUGUACCGUGUCCUCAUUUAGACCUGUGCCAGAGCUGUGAAAGCAGGUUCAGCAUCAUACUCCACUCCAGUUGCCAAGAUCUUUUUUUUUGUUGUUGUCAUAUCUCUUGAUCAUUGCCAACAGCGCUCCACUGCCAAAUGUUGAUCAUACCAUGUGCCUGAAGAAGAGAGCAGGGAGGCUCUGGCCCGGCCGGGGGUUCUGGGAGAUGAUUUGUAAUAUAUUCAAAAAGGAGGUGGUUAGCAUGUAGCAAUGGUCUCUGAGAGCAGUGCUUCUUAAAUGACCAAACUGUGGGAGAUGAGAUUUAUGUGAGCGACUCAACAUCAACAAGCAUGACACGCCCAUUUGCAUAGCGUCACAACCAAAACUUGACAUGAUGAAAUUCACAAUAAUGAUUUUGAAAAAAAUAUGAAACAUUAAAUCUUGAAAGUAGAUAGAGCUUCCUGUUGAUAGAUGACUUGACCGUUCUUGGAUGGAUGAUGCACUGACAUCAUCAGUCCUGAUUGGUCAACCCGUGCAGUGACAUUGAGAGACAACACCAUAUUACUUAUUAUUAUCUGCAGAUGACCUGCGGUGAAACAGGAAGUCCCCAGUCAUUGCGUUGGACCUAACCAAGUAUCCUCUGUCCCACUUCUGGGUGACGACCCACCGUUUGAGAAGCACUGCUCCCGAUCAUUGCACCUCCUCAUUACAGAUGGGUGGAUGUAUUUUUGACAGAAUGUCGUGCAUGCUUUCAGUGUUGUCAUGUGAGAAACAGUGUUUGAGAGAAGAGGGUGGUGUGUCUGUGUGAGUGAGGGUGUGUGUGGGUGUACGAUUACCAUCUGCAGAGCUGUGUGUGUUGUACACAAUGGCAUUCCACUUCAAUUUAUGAAUGCAUUCUGAAUUAGUCUGUAUAUGUAUAAAUGUGUGUGUGUGUGUGUGUGAGAGCAUCAGCCUCUUCAAUGUUACUGUUGUUAGUGUUUCGUCGUCAGUGCCAGGCUGCUGGUUCACCUCCUGUGGAGCAGGAGGGCUGUGUUACUGGCUGGACAGCUGAUGGUGCUGCAUCAUGUAGUCUUCGUCCUGAGUGGUGUCUGUACGUGGGACGCAUCUUGGCACAAAUGUGGAGUGAAAAAAAAGGGUGUGGACCUGUAGAGGGCUGACGAUUAGGCCGGUAACCUAGCAACCAAGGAGUCUGGGUUUCACCAUAGCAUUUGUGCAGGUUCUCGCUCAUCUGUCGAUUGAGUUAAAAAAUACAUGAAUCGUAAUCAAACUGGUGUCCAUAUAUGACCCUCACGACCCCACUCUGGCCACAUGUGGCCCAGAUGCGUCCCAAACUGACAUGCCCACCGGGAUGUUUUUCAUUCAUUGCCUUUAGAAAAACAAAUGGUGCAGUGGUGUGUGCCAAGACCCACCUGUGACGUGGUUUCCUCUGUCACACAGACAGUUCUGAGUCCGUGGCUCAGAGAACUAGUUUUUGUCAUCAUUUCCUGGGUUUAGUGACCUCUGGUUAGCACACAGCCUCUCGUCCUCCCAGCAGCGUUCACCACCGGAGCAAAUGAUUAUUUUUCUGUUAUUUUUUUUUUACGGCAGCGUUUACAACAUUCCUCUGCUUUAAGGUGCAUUUCCGGGCAUUGACUCCUUAAAAAAAAAAAAAGCACAAACACUGCC